AUGGGCGUCAACCACAACGAUGACGAGGCCGUUGCCAUGGAACGGAGGCUCUCUGUCCAGAAAGAAGGGGACCACGAAAUGACCCAAGAAACAUCAACAGGGGAAGCCCUUGAUGUGGAGCUCGAUCCCGCAAUGGAGCAGAAGCUCCUGAUGAAACUCGAUCUCGCUUUUGUGCCUAUCAUUAUGCUAACCUACUUGUCUUGCUUUCUCGAUCGCUCCAACAUCGGAAAUGUCAAGGUUGCGAAUAUGCCUGAAGACAUCCACGCAUCCGAUAGCCAGUUCUCUACGGCAGUCUCCAUUUUCUACGUCACCUACGUCCUCUUCGAAUCCCCCUGGGCCGUAUUGAUGAAGAAGCUCACCCCUCGGAACAUUCUCACUGGCCUCUGUAUCGUCUGGUCUUUGACGACGAUCUUCACGGGCUUCAUCAAGUCCGUAGGCUCUCUGUAUGCGACGCGAUUGAUUCUCGGCGCGUGCGAAGCUGGACUCUUUCCUUGCCUCAACUUGUACUUGACUAUGGUCUACCGCCGUGAGGAGCAAGCGAAGCGAGUGUCGUACCUGCUGAGUUGUGCGGCCAUCUCUGGUGCGGUCGGUGGGUUGCUGGCAUAUGCCAUCCUCCAUAUGGAUGGCGUUGCUGGCAAGGCAGGAUGGAGGUGGGUGUACAUUAUCGAGGGCAUCUUUAGCGCCCUCUGUGCAGUGCUCAUCUGGUUUGGGCUGCCGAACAACCCCGCGGAAGCCUAUUUCCUGAACGAGGAAGAGAAGUGGAUGAUGCGCGUGCGCAAUGAACAACGACGAAAGUAUAUGGGCAGCGAGAAGUUUAGUUGGAAGGAAAUGCGCAUCGCGUUGAGCGACCCCAAGCUGUUCUUUUCAGGACUCAUUCAAUUCUGUCAAGAUAUUCUCUUGUACGGAUUCAGCACCUUCUUGCCAACAAUCUUGAAAGGCAUGGGCUAUAACUCUUUGAUGAGUAACGUCUUGACCGUCCCGGUCUAUAUCUGGGCCGCUUUGGUCUUCAUAGCCGUGGCCUUUUGUUCUGAUCGAUACUCCAAGUUUGCAUCAUUCAUCUUCGCAACCAACAUCUUCGGUAUUAUCGGCUACAUCCUACUAUUAGCCGUAUCGAACAAGGCUGUGCAAUAUUUUGCAACAUUCCUCAUUGGGAUCACCACUUACACUGGCGUUGGGCUCAAUGUCGCAUGGAUCAAUGUGAAUGUCGCCCCUCAGUACCGACGAGCGCUGGAAAUUGGAUUACAACAAACCAUGGGCAAUUGCGCAGGCAUUGUGGCCGGACAAAUCUAUCGCAAAUCACCUUAUGUACUGGGUAACUCCUUCUCCCUUGGGGCCCUAGUGGUAUCCCAGGUGGUCGUGGCAGGAUUCGGGUUCUAUCUGCGUCGUGAGAACAAGGCCAAGGAGCUGAUUGAGAAUGGCGAGAAAGAAGAUACUCGACGGGUUCGAACAGGCGAUGGUGCAGUAGACUUUAAGUAUCUGUAUUGA
This is a messenger RNA of Penicillium daleae, 1485 nucleotides long. RefSeq names its product allantoate permease family MFS transporter. The record is from RefSeq and is a predicted model, not a curated record. Gene Ontology annotation, molecular function: transmembrane transporter activity. Gene Ontology annotation, cellular component: membrane. The transcript is spliced from 4 exons. Lineage: Eukaryota; Fungi; Ascomycota; Eurotiomycetes; Eurotiales; Aspergillaceae. Gene Ontology annotation, biological process: transmembrane transport. The coding region runs from base 1 to 1485 and encodes 494 amino acids.